AUGCUAAUGUUACAUGUCUUCCUGAUGUCAUUGCACCGUCGAUAUUCUCAAGCGAAUCCUGAAGACGCCUUACUCGGAUACACGGAUGUCCAUUGCAGUUUACCGCUUAGGACAGACUGUCGUCUUGAGCGCUGGCAGCCGACAAGAAAACCAUCUGAUAUGCUUCUGUUCAGCAUGGAGAGAUAUGCCAUUGUUAGCUUGGGCUUGCGCCGGUGGGAUGUUAGCCAACAGGUUACAACUCUAAAUUGGCUUGAAGGCUGGUUUGAUAACAAAAGAGAGAGUGUGCCCGAGCUAGCACUCUGCAACUUUCGGAACGAUAAGUUUUUUAUCAACUGUGCGAUUCAGAAGUCUAAACUAUAA
Messenger RNA from Microthlaspi erraticum, 360 nucleotides. The record is from the annotation of a GenBank genome assembly. Lineage: Eukaryota; Viridiplantae; Streptophyta; Magnoliopsida; Brassicales; Brassicaceae.